This is a messenger RNA of Cottoperca gobio, 1740 nucleotides long. RefSeq names its product hydroxy-delta-5-steroid dehydrogenase, 3 beta- and steroid delta-isomerase 1 (gene hsd3b1). Gene Ontology annotation, molecular function: oxidoreductase activity, acting on the CH-OH group of donors, NAD or NADP as acceptor. Gene Ontology annotation, biological process: steroid biosynthetic process. The coding region runs from base 199 to 1323 and encodes 374 amino acids. Lineage: Eukaryota; Metazoa; Chordata; Actinopteri; Perciformes; Bovichtidae. The transcript is spliced from 4 exons. The record is from RefSeq and is a predicted model, not a curated record.
CCCUUCAUCCUGAUAAACCAUCCAAUCAGGUAAUCACCACUUAAUUAGCUCACAGGUGAGAGAAGAGCAGGGGAAGAGAGAAACACACAGCAGGACCAACACACAACCUGCCUGGCACGUAACACCCACGGUGUAAAAGAACACAAGUUACAGAAGUACGUUUUUUUAGUCGUCAUACUACGAGAGAAUUAAGCGACGAUGUCUCUGAGAGGUGAGGUGUGUGUGGUGACGGGAGCCUGUGGGUUCCUGGGGAAGAGGCUGGUGAGGCUGCUGCUGGAGGAAGAGAGAGUGGCGGAGAUACGACUGCUGGACAAACAAGUGCAGCCGCAACUUCUACAGACUCUGGAGGACUGCAGAGGCGACACCAGGUUGAGUGUUUUCGAGGGCGACAUCAGAGACGGUGAUUUCGUGAGAAAAAGCUGUCGAGGUGCAUCGAUCGUCUUCCACAUCGCGUCCAUUAUUGAUGUGAAUGACUCGGUGGAGUACAGCGAGAUACACGGGGUCAACGUCAAAGGAACGCAGCUGCUUCUGGAAGCUUGCAUUCAAGAGAACGUGGUGUCCUUCAUCUACACCAGCACCAUCGAGGUGAUGGGACCCAACCCUAAAGGUGACCCCAUAAUCAACGGCACCGAGGACACAGAUUACAGCUGCGCUCUGAAGUUUGCCUACAGCAGCACCAAAAAGGAGGCUGAGCAGAGAACCCUGCAGGCCCACAGCGAGGUGCUGCAGAACGGAGGCCGACUGGCCACCUGCGCCCUCAGGCCUAUGUACAUCUACGGGGAGGGCUGCCGCUUCCUGCUGGGCCACAUGAGCGACGGGAUCAAAAAUAAAGACGUUCUUUAUCGUAUGUCUCGACCAGAAGCCCUAGUGAAUCCGGUGUACGUGGGCAACGUGGCUGUGGCCCACCUCCAAGCAGCCCGCAGCCUCAAGGAUCCACAAAAAAGAAACUCUAUCGGAGGAAAGUUUUACUUCAUUUGCGACGACACCCCGCCUGUGAGUUAUUCGGACUUCAACCACGCCGUGAUGUCGCCUCUGGGCUUCAGCAUCCAGCAGAAGCUCAUGUACCCGCUGAGCCUCCUCUACCUGGUUUGUUUCAUCAUGGAGAUGCUGUGCAUGAUGGCCCGACCGUUCGUACGCAUCGUCCCGCCGCUGAACCGGCAGCUCGUCACCAUGUUGAACACGCCGUUCAGCUUCUCCUACCAGAAGGCCAAGAGGGACCUGGGAUACACCCCCAGGUACACGUGGGAGGAAGCGCGCAAACGCACCGUUGGAUGGCUCGCGUCAGAGCUGCCGAAGGAGAGGGAGAGAAUAGGAACAAAAUAAUUCAUGAAAGGUUGUUAAUACAUAUUUGGUUUGUUGUUUUCAGGCAUGAAUAACAACAUUUUUCUGCAGCGACAGUGAAAACUAACGUUUAGUGUAGGUAAAUGUUCAGCAUGGUUUCUUUUUUUAUGUUAUAGCAUCUUUCUAAUUAUUCUAAUAAGUUUAAUUUAGGUGUCUCUUGUCUGGUAUUGUCACUAAACUCUCAGAUUUCUACACACAUGGGAGUUCAUUGAGAAUAAGCUGGAGAGAUUUAAGACAGUAAGCAACAUGAACGUUGGGAGAGGAAGGUUGGACUCCCGACACACUAAAAGCUCAAUAACAAAAGUUUAGACACAUGUUUAAUAUCUCCUGUUGUUCCUGUACUGUCCUGGCAAUAUGUUGUGUGCACUAUUAAAGUUGUAUGUGGAGAAAAAACCCUUA